Messenger RNA from Aspergillus novofumigatus IBT 16806, 1056 nucleotides. Its product is annotated as putative sulfite oxidase. Gene Ontology annotation, cellular component: mitochondrion. The transcript has 6 exons. NCBI's taxonomy places the organism in Eukaryota, Fungi, Ascomycota, Eurotiomycetes, Eurotiales, Aspergillaceae. The record is from RefSeq and is a predicted model, not a curated record. The coding region runs from base 1 to 1056 and encodes 351 amino acids. Gene Ontology annotation, molecular function: molybdenum ion binding; oxidoreductase activity.
AUGACCAGUACGCAAGUCGAGUAUUCCGUCGACAAGCCACUGAACCGGGAGCCACCCGCCAAGCAACUCGUCGCGAGCUUCCUAACACCGGCUGAUAUAUCCUACGAUCGGAACCACGGCCCCAUCCCGCAUCUCUCAGCAGACUCCCAUAAAGUGCACAUCGACGGCCUAGUCUCAACCCCUCUCAGUCUAUCUAUCCAGCAGCUCGCGAACGAAUUCCCGCAACAUGAAGUAGUCUGCGCGCUCGAAUGCGCCGGGAACAGGCGGCACACGAUGCGCACGAUGCUCAAGGAAGUGCAGGGUAUCGAUUGGGGGAUGCGGCUGGAGGACGAGAAAGGUCUGCAUGUGGAGUUUUCGUGCUAUCAGGUGAAGUGUCAGGAGGAUGAGUGGUUUGGGGCGAGUGUACCGCUGGAACGGUGUUUGAGGGAGGAUGGGGAUGCCAUUCUUGCUCUGCAGGUGAAUGAUGCUCCGCUACCCGUGAACCACGGGUAUCCCGUGCGAGUUAUCCUGCCUGGGAUUGUCGGCGCGAGAUGGGUGAAGUGGCUGGAUCGCAUCACGGUCUCGGACCAUGAGUCGCCGAAUUUCUACCAGCAGCAUGAUUACAAGGUCCUGCCGCCGUCGGCGGUCGAUCAGGAGUCAGCGCAGCCGUUUUGGGCACAGACGCCCCCCAUGUCUGAUAUGCCUAUCAACUCUGUUGUCGCGGUCCCGGAAGAUAAUGCGACUGUUGCUUUGUCGAGUUCUGGGGUUAUGGAGGUAAAGGGGUAUGCUGUUCCGCAUGGUGCGGAUGGACCGGUUACUCGUGUGCAGGUUUCAGUGGAUGGAGGGAGAACGUGGAUAGAUGCCAAGAUUGACGAAGCUGGGCAGGGGAAUAGGCGAUGGUGCUGGGUGUUGUGGACUGCAGCUGUGUGUCCUGAAGUAGGAACAGGGAGGGAAGUCUUGAGCAGAGCUUUUGAUGCUGGUGGCAAUGUACAGGUAGAACAUUCACAGUGGAACCUGAGGGGUGUCGGGUAUAAUGGUGUAAGAGCCCAGAGUUUUAUGGCCAGGCAGACUCUUUGA